AUGAGAGGCGCGCCAGGGCCCGGUGCACGCGCGAGCCGCGGCCGCCUACCCGGCCCAACAGCUGCGCAGGCUGGAGCCUCCCCCCGAAACGCCAUGGAUACAGCUAGUCACAGUCUAGUCCUCCUGCAGCAGUUGAACAUGCAGCGUGAGUUUGGUUUUCUCUGUGACUGUACAGUUGCAAUAGGAGAUGUUUACUUCAAGGCCCACAGAGCAGUGCUAGCUGCUUUUUCAAACUACUUUAAGAUGAUAUUUAUUCACCAGACAAGUGAAUGCAUAAAGAUUCAGCCUACAGAUAUCCAACCAGACAUAUUCAGCUACUUGUUGCACAUCAUGUACACUGGAAAAGGUCCAAAGCAGACAGUCAACCCCAGCCGGCUGGAGGAGGGCAUUCGAUUUCUCCAUGCAGACUACCUUUCCCAUAUUGCAAUUAAAAUGAACCAGAUACUUUCCCCAGAGACGAUGCAGUCUUCAAACUUAUAUGGAAUUCAGAUCUCAACUGCACACAAAGCAACAAAGGAAGGUCUUGGAGCAAAAGAAAAUCUGACAAAUGCCAGCAACAGGUCUGCUAACCAGGGCGAUCACCCACAGUUACAGCUCUCACUUGCCAUUGGACUAGAUGAUGGUACCCUCGAACAACAGAUCACCCAUCCUUCCACCCAAGCAGCUGUCAAACCAGUGGAGGAGCUUCAGAAAUCAUCUGUGUCUAUAAAGCAGGAGAAAUGUGACCCCGAGCCAGUGGUAUCCCAAAGUCACACGUCGCCCUCUCCAGAUGUUUCUAAAACUAAUCUCAAAAUGCAUUUAUGUCAUUACUGUGGGGAGCGUUUUGAUUCCCGUGGCAAUUUACGGGAACACCUGCACACUCACGUCUCUGGCUCACUUCCCUUUGGCGUCCCAGCCUCCAUCCUGGAGAGCAAUGACCUUGGUGAAGUGCAGCCUAUUACUGAAAAGGGGGAAGCUAUUGAAAGUCACCGGCUCGGUGCCUUCCUACUGAAAGAGAAUGAGCAUCCGUCAGAACAUCCAAGCCAUAGUAACACAGAGCCGUUACAGUAUGGCCAGUUGUCGCUAAUCUCCAAAGACACUGAGCCUGUGGAGUUAAACUGCAACUUCUCUUUUUCAAGAAAGAGAAAAAUCAGUUGCACAGUCUGUGGCCACAAAUUUCUCCGAAAGAGCCAGUUGCUGGAACACAUGUACACACACAAAGGGAAACAAUACAAAUACAACCGAUGCCAAAGGUUUGGUAACCCAGUAGCCCACAGGUUUCAUCCUUAUUGUGACAGUUGGUCUGAUUGUACAGUAAAAAGUUCCAGGCUCUCUCAAGAUCACCUAGAUUCAUCAUGUGCAUUGGAGUCUGAUCUUGCUCCAGAAAAUGUUGAUGCAAUCCUCGUAGAAUAGCUUUGUAUGUUGCCUCUGAUGAGCUGAAAGCAUGAAUGCUUCAAUUUGUUUGUGUCCUUCCAUUUUGCUGAAUGUUCUGGGUACUCUUCUGAAGUUUUCUCUUCACCUAACAGCUCUGUCUUCAGCGAGAUGAGACUGUAACAAUUAUGUAUACCCUUUUACUUGGAUAUUUAAACCUUAAAAUCCAAGUUGAUUAGAGAACAAGCUAUUUGUCGGCGGUAUCCGGAUAACUUAGAUCCAUCUUUCAUAAAUGACCACUUAAUUGACCUGUGUGUUACCCAAGAUGAGAUUGUAGAAGUUAGUGAGUGUGGGGUUUAAGCAUCUAGUAUACUGAGCAGAACUUUAGGACUGAGUGUGUGUCCUUAGAAUUAUUCUGAAACCAAAGUGGGUGGAAUGUGUUCAGAGGAUAUUGCUUUUCUUGAUUAGUUUUUUUUUUUUAGGUUAAUAUCAAUUCCCUAGAAAGAGAGAAUAACCCAAAGUACAGAGGACAUGUGGGAAAUGAACAAGCUACAGCACAUAAACUUCAGGCUGUUCCCUUUUCCUGGUAAUCCCAGGGGUUGAUGUAGAGACAGUGGCCCUGGUUCAGCAAGCGUUUGCAGUCCCAUUGACUUUGAAUACAUUCUUUAAGUGCGGCAUCUGCUUCAGUGCUUUGCUGCAGGAGGACUAAUGUGCAUCCUUCCCCAUUCCAAGCCCAGCAGGCCUCCCCGUGCUUGAUCAGUCCCCUCCACAAAUGUGGAACCAAGUCCUACUGAAGCUCUUCAAAGGGUCCCAUUAAUGAACCUUCCUCUGUAAGAUGGAAUGAGAUCCAGGUGAAGAAUCUCCUCCAAGAGGAUCUAGGGCAGGGGUCUGCGGACCCCCUGCCCUUUCAAGGGGGCUGCGGGGCCCCGCAGCUGAAGCCCCG
Terrapene triunguis (Three-toed box turtle) is the source of this 2293-nucleotide messenger RNA. RefSeq names its product zinc finger and BTB domain containing 25 (gene ZBTB25). The transcript has 3 exons. The record is from RefSeq and is a predicted model, not a curated record. Gene Ontology annotation, cellular component: nucleus. Bases 1 to 1392 code for a protein of 463 amino acids. NCBI's taxonomy places the organism in Eukaryota, Metazoa, Chordata, Testudines, Emydidae. Gene Ontology annotation, biological process: regulation of transcription by RNA polymerase II. Gene Ontology annotation, molecular function: DNA-binding transcription factor activity, RNA polymerase II-specific; RNA polymerase II cis-regulatory region sequence-specific DNA binding; protein binding.